AUGUCAUUUCAAAAGCAGAAUUCUAAUCUAUUUAUCUCAUCAGAUUAUGAUGGAACUAAUCAAUUAGACGACUACACUCUCUUUAACAAAGUCUGUUACAAGUCUUCCCAGGCACAAAUACCAACUGAAAUCUAAAUCCAAAUCAUAAAUGCAAACUUACGUUAAUCCUAAGAAGAAUGCUUGCAAUCUACCAGAGAUAUAAUCAGUUAAUUGCAUCACAUCAUCAAGAUACUCAAGACUUUAAAGUGGCAAUCCGAAGACCAACUUAAGAUUUUCUAUAAUUCCAAUAGAUAAUUUUUGAUUCUCCUGAAAGGAUUAUAGAUUGUGGAUGAACUAUUGUCUAAUUGCAAAGAAUCGCCAACAAAGAUACUUUUAGAAUUAAAAUAAAGUAACAUUCCCUUCCAUUUAGAUUAUGUGCAAGAGAGAUCGAUUAAGGCAAUCAAAGCAGAUGAUGUCAAUAUAAGGAUGUUGCAGAUGCCCUACCAUUAUCUAUAGACAUCAUUCUUGCCUAAUAUGCAACAACAGUUGAAAUCGUAUGAAUAGAAUAUGAGUGCUUCCUAAACUUUGACUUAAGAAAUCAAGAUCGUUGGAACUCAUAUUCUAAUGAUCAACUUAAUUAUGCCUUCUGCAAUUGAUACAGAUUAAAAUGACAUCAUGUCAUUAAAUAGUACUCAUCCAGUUUGGAAGAAAUUAGAUUGCAUCACAACAAGAAAAUCUUUAGGGGACUCUGAAUAAAUCAAACAAUCUUUUUAAUCAUUUGUGUAAUCAGUUAUGGUUGGUCAUGCCUUGGUAAACGAUUGCAAGAACAAAUCAAGUAGAUGGAGUAAAAUAUUUUCAGUAAGUUUGAAUUCUCUGUAUUAUUUCUUAUCAAGCUCAGCUGCAGAAAAAGGAAUGAAAGAUCAUAUGAGUUAGUUAAGAGCUGAUACUGCACACUAAGCUAUGAAUUUCAUCGAGUUGCCAGGAGUCAAACAUUUAAUUAAUUUGGGAUUACCCAAAAUUGCUACAAACUUAAAAUUUUAUAUAUUGCCAGUUGUGUUACCACUCACAAUUCAAGAAGCCAACAAAUAAAUUAAAUUGGGAAUUUAUGAUCAAAUCUCUACUCAUUCAAUUCAAUAUGUAAAUCAAGAAAUCCACAGAGAUGAUAAAUUCUUAUUUGUUAAAAAUCAAUCUAGAAUUAGAAUCAGAUUAUUGUACAACCAACGUGUGGUGGAAUAGGAUAAUAUUUUUAGUUUCCUAAAAUCAUUCUUCGUCAAACAAAAACACAACAUCUUUGAAGAUAAGAUUAUCAUUCAUAUUCAUGGGGGAGGUUUUAUCUCAUAAUCAUCAUCAAGUCAUCAAUGCUACACCAGAGAAUGGGCCAUUAACUUAAAUGUUCCCAUCUUUUCUAUUGAUUAUAGUUUGGCUCCUUAAUAUCCUUACCCAAUACCUUUGGAUGAUUGUUGGCAAGCGUAUAAUUGGAUAUUAAAAUAUUCUGAAACCAUUUUUGGCAUAAUUCCCAAUAAGAUCAUUGUUACUGGUGAUAGUGCUGGAGGUAAUUUAGCUACUGCUUUGGUUGGAUUAACGAUAAAAUAUAAAUUGUAAGUUCCAAAUGGAUUGAUUUUGAAUUAUCCUGCUGUUGAUAUUCGAUUUUAGUACACACCUAGUUACUUGAAUUCCAUUAAUGAUAAAAUUCUUAGUCAUACUAUUUUAGGAAUUUGUAUUGAAUCUUAUUCAGCUCAUCCAGAUUCCUAACUUGGACUUGAUUCAUUUAUGAGUCCUCUAUUGUUGUCCUAUGAUAUUCUGAAACAUUUCCCACCCACAAGACUAUUUUGUGGAAAUAAAGAUCCCUUGUAUGAUCAAGUUUUUAGACUAGCCUAAAGAUUAUAAGUUGUAGACAGGGAUGUAAAAAUAACUGUAUAUGAAAAUUUGUCCCAUGGUUAUCUAAAUUUUAAUACCAUUAAAGGAAUGUCAGAAAUUAAAUAAUGUAUAUUAGAUAGUUAAGAUGCCUUUUCUGAAUUAUUAAAUUGA
Paramecium tetraurelia is the source of this 2007-nucleotide messenger RNA. RefSeq lists its product as uncharacterized. The transcript is spliced from 4 exons. The record is from RefSeq and is a predicted model, not a curated record. Gene Ontology annotation, cellular component: cytosol. Gene Ontology annotation, molecular function: triacylglycerol lipase activity; sterol ester esterase activity. NCBI's taxonomy places the organism in Eukaryota, Ciliophora, Oligohymenophorea, Peniculida, Parameciidae. Gene Ontology annotation, biological process: triglyceride catabolic process.